Ipomoea triloba (trilobed morning glory) is the source of this 1056-nucleotide messenger RNA. RefSeq names its product trans-resveratrol di-O-methyltransferase-like. Bases 1 to 1056 code for a protein of 351 amino acids. The record is from RefSeq and is a predicted model, not a curated record. Gene Ontology annotation, molecular function: S-adenosylmethionine-dependent methyltransferase activity; protein dimerization activity; O-methyltransferase activity. NCBI's taxonomy places the organism in Eukaryota, Viridiplantae, Streptophyta, Magnoliopsida, Solanales, Convolvulaceae. The transcript has 2 exons. Gene Ontology annotation, biological process: methylation.
AUGGAAGGCAAUGGUAAACCAGAAGGCGCCAUGGAAAUAUUUGGAGCUCAGGCUCAUAUCUAUAAGCACGCAUGCAACUACGUAAACUCCAUGGUUCUUGCCACUGCAAUUCAGCUAAAUAUUCCAGACAUAAUCCACACCCAUGGAAAACCAAUCACCAUUCCCAACCUUGUUUCUGCACUCAAACUCCCUCCUCACAAAUCCAACGCCAUUUUUCGCAUCAUGCGCUUGUUAACUCACAAUGGCUUCUUUGAAGAAGAAGAAGAAGGGUAUGUUCUCACAGCUUCUUCAAGGCUACUCCUCAAAAGUGAAAUUCAAAAUCUAUCCCCUUAUGCUCGAUUCAUGGUGGAUCCGGUCUUAUUAGCGUCAUGGCAGGUUCUGGGGGACUGGUUUUCAAGAAAUGAGGAGUCCAGUAGUGCGUUUGAGACCGCGCACGGGGCUCCUAUGUGGGAGAUUUGCAACACGAAUUCGCUGUUCAACAACGCUUUCAAUGAGGGCAUGGCUAGCGAUUCCCAGAUGAUGAGGUUAAUUGUGAAAGAUUGUGGGCAAGUGUUUGAAGGAGUGAGUACGCUGGUAGAUGUGGGUGGCGGCACCGGAAUGAUUUCUAAGCUCAUCUUGGAGGCAUUUCCGAGGUUGAAAUGCACGGUGCUUGAUCUCCCUCACGUUGUUGCAAAACAACCUGAGUGCCAAAACCUUGGAUUCCUCGGAGGGGACAUGUUUCAUUCAAUUCCUUCUGCUGAUGCCAUCAUGUUCAGGCAUGUUAUGCAUAACUGGAGUGAUGAGGACUGCGUUAAACUACUGAAGAAAGGCCGGGAAGCUAUCAUCGCAAACAAGGGGAAGGUGAUCAUCGAUGACAUGGUUUUGGGCGCAGAAAAAGGCAAUGAAAGAGACAUAACUGAAAUGAAGCUCAUAUUUGAUGUUCUGAUGAUGGUUCUUGUUACUGGGAGGGAACGAACAGAGAAGGAAUUUGAAAGGUUGUUCAUUGAGUCUGGGUUCACUCACUACAAGAUAAUCCCAAUAUUUGGCCUCACGUCUCUCAUUGAGGUGUUUCCUUAG